AUGUAUCCGAUUCAGAACGGAACACGAAGGACCAGGGAUCACAAUACAAACCACAAUCUUCUGUUGCAGCCAGUUGGAAUAUACCCCAAGAAGUAUGAGUGGGCGGGAAUUCAGGAGUCCGGUGACUGCAGUCUCUGGGUGAGGGCUGCCACACUGGAGUUUGACGACGGUGAAUGGGAGUGCCAGGUGACGGCCUCUGACUUCACAACCCAAGACGCCCUGACGUCAUCACCGGUCAGACUCGUCGUGCGAGUGGCGCCACAACGACCGCGGGUGGAGUAUAAUACAAGUCAAGUACUUCCAGGGCAUAAUGUUACGGCCCAGGCUGGAGAGCGGGCCACAGUCAAGUGUGUUAGUCGCUAUGGGAAUCCCCCUGCUAGACUCAAAUGGUUACUCGGUGAUGAAGAACUCACUACGAGUACGAAUCAGAGCAACUCAACAGAACUAGACAAUCCCAGAACGUGGGUCGCCACGUCAGUUCUGGAACUGAGCUUCACAAAGCAGCAACACGGCAGAGUGCUCAAGUGCGUUGCUCUGCACGAGUCAUACUCCACCAAGUCUCAAGUCAUAGAGGUGCGGCUCAACGUCAGAUAUCCUCCGGAAGUGCGCCUACAAGGUGCCCCGACACAGGAUCUGGAGGAAGGGAGAGACAGCAUCGUGCUUCGAUGCCUUGCCGACGCCAACCCUCCAGCAAAAAUCGUAUGGAAGCGAAUGGGACGCAGCGACAUCGCCAGUCUGGAGGAGACACUGCAGUUCCGGCCACUGGGACGUCGUGACUCAGGCACGUACACGUGUGAAGCCCAGAACGUGGUGGGAGCCAGCGAACCCAUCUCCGUACAAAUCGACGUCAAGUACCCGCCGCAGAUUAUAGAUGUGGGCCCAGACCGAGUGAUGACGGCGCCCUUAUACUCACAGGCUACGUUCAGCUGCACCGCAGAGGGAAAUCCUCUGCCCACGUACCAGUGGCUGCAGAAGUUGCCCACAGCGGAGGGUACGGUACUUAUCAGAGGCUCUGACUCGCGGCUACACAUCAGCAAUGUCACGUAUGACUACAAAGGUGAAUACGUCUGCAAGGCGACCAACGUGAUAGCAGGGGUAGAGCGCCUCGUGCAGAGCGAAGCCAUCUCUGUUCAAGUCGUGGGCGCCCCCCAAGUGUUGCGGCAGUCAGGGGGCCGUGAAGUCGUGGUGGCCCGCGGACAGGACGCACUGCUCCGGUUGGUGGUGUGUGCAGACCCGAGACCCCGACGCGCCGCCUGGGAAUGGGGAAGCCUACAGUUGGAAGCGGGAGCCGACCUCGGGCGGUACAAAGCAGAGGAGCUAGCGCAGGAUGCGCGGGAAGACUGCUAUGAGGCGAGGCUCCAUGUACGAGAAGUCGACCCUGCGGACUCCCGCAAUUACUACCUCGCAGUGGAGAAUGAGCGGGGUACUGACCGCCAUGCAGUGCACCUCGCCGUCAGGGAGCCGGUUUCCAUGGCGACCCUGCUGAGUUUGGCCGCAGGCAGUCUGCUACUCCUGCUCGUCUUGGUGUGUUUUACAGUGUACGCGAUGCGCAGAGAGAAGUGCUGCUUUGCACGUAGAGGGGACUUCCGACCUUCUGAUUUAGAAAGCGAGAAGAGUGACGUAGACAGCGCGGCUGGCAGGAAAACGCCACGCCUCGAAAACCAGGGUUUAGGGGGCGGUGGAACCAUACCUGCAGAGGCUAUAUACAGCACCUCACCUUCCAGGCGACCCCACACGAUCACCGGUGGCUCACCUGAGGCAAUGAAGCGGCGUUGCAACAUCUCCAACAACAGUGGAAGGGCAACUAAAACAAAAAAGGAUCGUGAUACUACCAAAGACAAUCUGUAUGCUGACCUUCAGGUGCCCACAAUUAGCAACAAUGGGUCAACAAUGACAAUGACAAUGAUGAACAAAGUGAACCCAUCAUCUCCAUCACGGCAACAUCUACGGUCAGACAAUUAUUUUCAGCAGCAACCACACAGAACAAAUGACUACUACAUGUCAGGACAUUUUCAGCCUAAUAGUUUUGAAAGGGCUGAAAUCUAAUAAGUCAUAUAUCUAUAUACUGUUUCAUAAUUAACAAGACAAAUCCAAUAGUCAGACUUCUUUAUUUUUGUGUGAAUUCUAGUGUCUGUAUUAUUUAAACAUAAAAUCAAAUUUACAAAUAAGUUGGUCUAUGCUGAAACUAUGGAUGAAGGUACACUAAUUAUAGUAACACAAUCAUAUUCCCGAUGUACUGUGAAAUAUAGGUGCUGAUAAUUGAUCGUGUAGCAGUGUAAUUACAGAACUGUGUCAAUAACAAGACUCAGAUUUCUGUAAAUAUGAAAGCACAGAUUGAUAAACCCCAUAAUUAUAUGCUACAGUGUAUUUCUUUGUCACAUUAUCAUAAGCUGUUCAUGAAGUCAGUAUGAUCUCAAUUAAAAAAAAAAUUACUUUCCAAAAUCAUUCUUUGUACUUAAUUUCAGUAUGCACUUCUAGACUUAAAUUAUUUUAUACAGCAUUUGAUUAUGAUGUAUUUGCCAGCUAAAUAUACUGCAGUAAUAUUUUGUUACAUAUUGAAACAGAAACUUAGUAGAACUUCAAAUAUAUCUAAUGGUUAAAUUUAUAUUAUAAAAGUGUUAUACAAAUAAAUGCUAUAUACAAUGUUCUAUGCAUUUAGUGUUUUCUGUUGUUUUAAAGUUCUUUAUUGCCAGGUAGGGCAUAAGGAAUGACUUUUUAUCACCAGACAAGGCAAAAUAUUAGUAAAAAUUAAAGAUAUGAAUUUACAAGCAUUAUCGCCAAAGAACAGCUUAUGUGACCCACAGUUUUUAGUCCUUCCUCUCAUGAACAUGCAUAAAACAGGAAGCCCAGUGAUGAUAACAUUGUCAUUAAGGUGAAAAUUUGUUUUCUGGAAUUAUUGCUGUGACUUUCGCUACAGAUUUCUUGGUGUAAAUUUUAAAGAUGUUCUGUAGCUCUAUAAAUUUCAGAUAUGAACUCAAAAGGAUUGUAAGUAUUUUUAUUUAAAGAACUCAGUGAUUUCUGUCCUAAAUAUACCAUGCAAUAAGCAGCUUUCAUUUUGUUUAAAAAAAGAAAACUCCCCAGUUAUAAAAAGUGUUUCAAAUAUCAUUUUCUAAAUCAGUGAUAAUCUCAUUUUUGUCAACAACUGUUAACACCCAUAUUUUUUAAAUAGGAACAUAAAUAUCACUGUAAUAUCUUUAUCAGCUAAUUUUGGUAUUUUUCUGCAUAACAAAAUUGAUCAAAUUUUGACCAAAAUAUGGAUCCAAAUGACUAUUCACAAAUUUGAUGAAUGGUGUGUAUGUAUGUAUAUAUUGUGGUCUCCUGAGUUAUGACUUCAUGUGUGCAUUCUAGCAGAUGGGUAUCAAGUUUUUGGAUGAACAUAGUGCUUCUAUCCUUACUGUCACAGGUAAGAUGGAGGCAGAACCUUCUGCUGAGUCAGUAUGUUCUUCCGAAAGGCUUUUGCCCACCUACAAGAAUACCUGGUGUCAUAACCCAAAAGACCACAGUGUGAAUCUUCACAACCAUGAAAACAUCAAAUCACAGAUAUGUACAUACUUUCUGUCUGGAAAUUAAAGUUAUAAAUUUGGCAAUUAAAGAUUAAUAAAAGUAUAAUCUUUCCUCCUUAAAAUAAAAUAUUACCUGAUAUUCCAGUCUGAUGUUAUAUAUUUUUCCUCAAAAUACAUAAAAGAAAAUUUAUCCCAAAAUAAAAUACAUGUUUACUCACGCUUUAUAAAGUAUGAAGACUGUGGUCUUCUGGCUUGUAAAGUUUUGUAGUUUGGGGAGAGCCUUAUGUUUGAGAGGAACAUGUUGCCUCCAGCUUCAUGGUAAAGAAAUAAACCAAACAAUAUCCAGCAGAAGCUGGGUUGUACUGCAACUUGCUUUGCAACUUCCUUUUGCUGGUUUCUUGCUUGGCUUACUCUUCAUCCCAAAAGACAGAGUCAGUAUGUUCCACCAAAACAUUAGGCUCUCUCCAAAAUACAGGACAUUACAAUUCAGAAGAACACAGUAAUCAUAGUCACUGAAUGGGAUCCUGAAAUCCAAUGUGUAUAAGAUACGUUCCCUUGGCCAUGCCAUAGGUUAGGCAGUUAGUCACUGCCUUCCCCCUAAUGAGACAGGUUUCUCUGAGUACUUGGUUUCCCUUGCAAAUUCUUAUUCCAUGAAAUGUUCCAUACUCAUCUGUCAUCUGGGGCUGGUACAAUAGGCCAAUUAGUAUCUGAUAUACCAAGUGGGCUCACCCUCAACCCAACCCACGAAAUUAAAAAAAAAAAAAAAAAUAGUGUUUCAAAACUUGGAAAUUUGUUGCCUUUAACUUGAUUAAUAUUUUGUUAAUUAUCAGUUUUUAAGUUAUUGCCAUAUUUGUCACUUUUAUAACAGAUCUGACAUAUAUACAAGAAAACUAUCUUGCUAAAAUCCUAUUUACCAGAUUGUUGACUCACAAGAUGUAAUUGAUUCAUCCACCUUGUACUCUGUGCUUGGAAUUUCUUUGUCACUAUGUAUGAUAGUAUUUUGAUUCACUUUCGCACAGCAGUCAUCUAACUGUGAACAUUCAUUUUCUAUUGAUUAAUAUGAAUGUGGGUUUUAAAUAUGUGUAUUCAUUACACUAAUGCUUGUAUGUACUUGUAUGUGGCUUUCUCCUGUACAUACCAAUAUGUUCUACUGGAAGUUCACACCCUUACAAAUCAUUUCUUUGAGGUAGUAUGAAAAGGAUAUGUUAUCAUAUCACAUGUUUUUAAGUUAUGUAAAUAUCAAAAAUAAUUUGGUGGAACAUGUGAAACGGAGAAUAUUUUUGUGUUUUUCAUACAUUUCCUAUUUUAGGUUUUCCUUUCCAUAAAUGUGCCUCUAGUGUUACUGCAGUAUUUAUAAUCUUUGUAAAUGAUACCACAUCAUCGUAUUAAAACUCAGCAUACAUAAUCGAAAAUACCAUCAGUUUUUGGAAUUUGAAAUUUGCUUUCCUGGGUAGAAUUUGUGAGAAAUUUAAAGCUUACUGAAACUGACUACCAUGUAAUGUUACAUUACCAUACUGUAUUUUGUGAAAUGGCUUUUGCUGAUGUAUACCAAUGACUUAAUUGCCUGUUAUUAUUAGCCAUUUGUAAAAAAUUAACUGUAUUUUAACUAUUUAAUUGACAAUUAUGGAUAGUUCAUGAAAGUAUCUCAUUUCUGAGAUCUUGUGUCUUAACCCACAUUCAAAUUAACUCUAAAUAUAUUGAUUACUUCCAACUAACAUAUUGCUUAGACUGUUCUUACUGGCCUUUCAUACAGAUUUCAGUAUUUCUUCAAAAUGUGUAUAAUCUGGUUCUAUUUGUUGUGUGUAUUAGCAUCAAUAAAAUUCUCACCGAAAGAACAAUGACUUGCAAGAUCAGUUCACUGUGGCACAGCAGAGUGUGUUAGCAGCCAAACUGGAGGAGAAGACUGUAAUAUUUCAAGAUACAAAAGGCAAUGAUAUAGAGUAUGAAAAAUUCAGAAGGCAUUCAUUUCAAGGGUGGAUAAUUUAAACAGUGUAUCAUGACAAAAAUAAAGGGAAAUUUCAGAAACUUCAAAAAAAAAAAAAGAAACGAUUGAAAAGAAAACAACAUAAAUAAUAAUUUUAUAGCCACAGUGAAAAUAAAAGAUAAUCUUCUUAAUAGAAUAACAGCUAAUUUUCUUAAUAUGUGUUCAUAAAAAAUCUGCUGUAUUAACAAUGAGGACAAACAUUGUAUGCAUUAAGUGAUGGAUCUUAAGCGGGUCCAUAAAUAACACACAUCUUUGUCUUGUCGUCAUGGUCUAAGCACUAGAUCCCUCCUGCAUAUUUUAUUGUAAAAAUAAACUGAAGCAAACUUGUGAUGAUGGCAUUCCUCAGAUUUGCUAUAUAAAGAGUGCGCUGUUGAGCCAUCUUGGUUGUAAAAAUAAAAUGACCAUGAGUUUGUGUGUUUGUGUUGUGCUACUGGGGAACAAAAAAAGAAGAGGUGGAAAUAUGUGUGUUAUUGAUUUCUUUCAGAUAUUGAAGACAGUAUAAUGUGUAUAUAAAAUAGGCUUUGUUUAAAUCCUUUAUACAAUGGUAAAUAAAUGCACUGUUAAAAUAUUUUUAUUGUGCAAGGAAAUAUGAUAUACUUCGUAAAAUGUUGGAUCUGUUUGGCAGAAAAGUGAGAUACCUUCUCAUUUUCCUGUACUGAUGUGCCACGCCAACCCCUCAUACAACUGUAAGUAAAGGAAACUCUUUUGAAUAAGGCCUAAUUUGGA
Messenger RNA from Cryptotermes secundus, 6213 nucleotides. RefSeq names its product hemicentin-1. The record is from RefSeq and is a predicted model, not a curated record. Gene Ontology annotation, cellular component: cell-cell junction. NCBI's taxonomy places the organism in Eukaryota, Metazoa, Arthropoda, Insecta, Blattodea, Kalotermitidae. Gene Ontology annotation, biological process: cell-cell adhesion. Gene Ontology annotation, molecular function: cell adhesion molecule binding. The transcript is spliced from 11 exons. Bases 1 to 2046 code for a protein of 681 amino acids.